CUUCUCCCAUGGCUAAGAAAACCCAACGCAUGGAAAACCAUUCUACUCGGUUGUUUCACAAACAAACACAUUCGCUUAGACCCACAGACUCUUGUUUCUAAAAACGGGUACUUCACAGAGAUCAAUAUCCGAUGUUAGUUCAUCACUUUCCAUCAUCAAUGGACUUUCGAAUUCUAUCGUUGGGUGGGACCUUCAUGAAUUCACUAUGGCGGAACUUACGAUGCUACACAUGAUUUCGCAUCUAGUAAUAUCUUGUUGAAGGUGGGUUCGGAACGGUUCAUAAGGGUUUUUAUAGAUGAUAACUUAGACGGGUUUAGAGGCUCAACCGGUUGCCGUCAAGCUCUGGAUUUAGAUGGUGGUCAAGGCCACAAUGAAUGGCUUGGGCAAUUGGAAAGUCAAUUAUUCAGAAGGUAUUCAAUCUCAUUGCCAUGGUUGACCCGGAUUCAAAUAGCACUUGGUGCGGCAAAAGGUCUCGCCUUUCUUCAUGGCCGAGGACAAACCCGUCAUUUACCGCGACUUUAAAACUUCGAAUAUUAUUAGCAUCGGAUUAUACUGCUAAACUAUCGGAUUUUGGGCUAGCGAAAGAGGACCAGAAGGGAGAUGAGACGCACGGGCAAAGAAGGCGGCGGCGUUGGCUAGCCGGUGGUCUAAGCCACCACCCGAAAUGCCGACCUGCCUAUGACGGAAGUGGUGAAGACGUUGGAACAUAUACUGGAGUUGGACGAUUUGGAAGUGGUUCGUUGUGUAAUGCUCCUAAAGAAAGAAGGAGGAAAGAGAAAGGUGUUGAAAAAGAAAGAAAGAGGGAGUUAAGGAUGUUCGUAGGAGUAGGAGUGGGAGUAGUAGCUCCGGCGAGAAGGCGGAGGUAG
Messenger RNA from Lactuca virosa, 866 nucleotides. The record is from the annotation of a GenBank genome assembly. NCBI's taxonomy places the organism in Eukaryota, Viridiplantae, Streptophyta, Magnoliopsida, Asterales, Asteraceae.